AUGAAUGCGAAAGUGUAUCUUCAAUCAUAUGGUUGGAAUGAAGGAGAAGCAUUACAAAAAGGUGGAUUAAAAAAACCAAUAUUGGUCAAACAUAAAAAAGAUACAAAGGGUUUAGGACAUGAUACAAAUAAUGCAGAUAUGUGGUGGGAGAAACUAUUUGAUGGGCAAUUAAAAAACUUGCAAGUUGAAAAUGACACGAAAAAUGGAGAAGUAUCGUUCAAACUGGAUAAUGAAUCAGCUUUGAAAAACUUGAAAAAAGAUUUAUCUCCAUUAUAUAGGAUGUUUGUCAAGGGAGAAGGAUUACAAGGUACUGUGGGAAAAACCGAGCACGUUAAGGAAGCUCAUGUGGAUAAUUUGACUGAAAAAGCAGCCGAAGAGAUAGAUAAAUUAACACACAUUUUAAAGUCAACCAAUGGAAAGAGACAGAAGAAGAACAAAAGUAAGGAUAAAGUCACCAAAGAUUCAGCGAGUAAACAUAAGAAGGAAAAGAAGAGGGCAGAAAAGACAAGCAAGGAAGUGAAAGACAAGAAAUGUAAUGUAAAUAAAAAAAAGAAAGACAAGAAAAAGGAUGAAAAAGUUAAAAGUAAAAUGAAAGAUACAGUUUACAAAGCAAAAGAAGAUUUGGCUUCAGAUGAUAGUCGCAAAGAUAUGAGAAAAAGCAAAGAUUCCAAAGAGGAGAGGAAUAAGUUGAAAGAAGAUCAAAAAAUACUACGAAAACGUAAAAGAGAGAGCAGAGAAUCAGAUAAAGACAAAAAACUAAAGAAAAAGAAAAGAUCAGCAUAA
Molecule: messenger RNA, 783 nt
Organism: Lodderomyces jiufengensis
Lineage: Eukaryota; Fungi; Ascomycota; Pichiomycetes; Serinales; Debaryomycetaceae
Exons: 1
Coding region: 1-783 (260 amino acids)
Source: RefSeq, a predicted model, not a curated record